AUGCCGGAACACUGGUCACCUUACGCUGCAGAGCUGAUUGAAACAGCGAAAAAAAUCGUAACGCCCGGGAAAGGCAUCCUGGCUGCCGACGAAAGCACUGGCACCAUUGGGAAACGCUUCAGCAGCAUCCAGGUGGAGAACAACGAAGCGAACCGGACUGCGUAUCGAGAGCUUCUCUUCAGCACUCCAGGUAUUGAGGAGUUCAUCAGUGGUGUCAUCACAUUCGAGGAAACUCUUUUCGCGAAAACGACCGACGGGAAGAAACAGCUCUGUGACCUACUGCGAGAGAAAGGGAUCAUCGUUGGCAUCAAAACCGACAAGGGCACCACGCCGCUACCAGGAACCGACGGCGAGACCGCAACACUUGGCCUUGAUGGUCUGUUGGAGCGGUCUAAGAAAUAUUACGAGGCGGGUGCGAGGUUCGCCAAGUGGCGUGCGGUCUUGAAGAUCGAUCCCGCCACAGGUUGCCCGUCACAGCAGGCGAUCACGGAGAAUGCGCACACGCUUGCACGCUACGGUGCUAUUUCACAGAUGGCAGGUCUGGUGCCGAUCAUCGAGCCCGAAGUCCUCAUGGAUGGGUCGCAUACGAUCGAGCAGGCGGCGGCCGCACAGGAGCGGGUGCUGGCAGCAGUCUACAAAGCCAUCCAAGACCAGAAUCUGCUUCUGGAGGGAACGCUCCUAAAGCCAGCCAUGACGACGCCAGGAGCAGAGCACAAACCCGCAGCGACACCCGCUGAGAUCGCCUUUUACACGGUACGUACGCUAUCGCGCACGGUACCUCCGGCGGUGCCAGGAAUCGUGUUUCUAUCCGGCGGCCAGAGUGAAAUCGAAGCAACGCAAAACCUCGCCGCCAUCAACAAUGUGAAGAACGUCUCGAGACCAUGGGCGCUGAGCUUCAGCUACGGACGCGCGUUGCAGCAGUCCUGCCUCAAGGCCUGGAGUGGCAAUCCGGCGAAUGUGGCGGCAGCACAGGAGGCGUUUCUGAAACGUUGUCGAGCGAACGGCCAGGCGCAACUCGGGAAACUCGUGGACGCCGACGGUGCCAGCCAGGAAUCGCUGUAUGUGAAGGACUACAAGUACUGA
Messenger RNA from Cyanidioschyzon merolae strain 10D, 1083 nucleotides. RefSeq names its product fructose-1,6-biphosphate aldolase. Gene Ontology annotation, biological process: glycolytic process; fructose 1,6-bisphosphate metabolic process. Gene Ontology annotation, molecular function: fructose-bisphosphate aldolase activity. NCBI's taxonomy places the organism in Eukaryota, Rhodophyta, Bangiophyceae, Cyanidiales, Cyanidiaceae. The transcript has a single exon. Gene Ontology annotation, cellular component: cytosol. The coding region runs from base 1 to 1083 and encodes 360 amino acids. The record is from RefSeq and is a predicted model, not a curated record.